Baudoinia panamericana UAMH 10762 is the source of this 702-nucleotide messenger RNA. RefSeq lists its product as uncharacterized. NCBI's taxonomy places the organism in Eukaryota, Fungi, Ascomycota, Dothideomycetes, Mycosphaerellales, Teratosphaeriaceae. The record is from RefSeq and is a predicted model, not a curated record. Bases 393 to 557 code for a protein of 54 amino acids. The transcript has a single exon.
CAACACACGCUUCAGCCAUGGUGGCGUUGAAAACUAUAGACCAGUGUACUCUUAGGCAACGAAAGUGACCUGGCCGCCCGCUGGCUAUGCUCCAGCCUCAUCCGCACGCCCACCCGCCAGCCAGAUGUCCUUAGCAGAUCGCCUUUCGGGCAGAUCGCCAACGAUCCUUUGGCUUUGUACAAUAAGGAGCAUCGUCCACGCCGCGGCUUGCUGGCGAGUCGCAGGUGCUGGGAGUAGUCGCAUGCGCAUAACUCCGUUGCCGCUCGGUCUCGCUUUCUGCGUCACGUGCGGCGGAAGCACGCUAUUCUCCGAAUGCAGUGUUCACUCGCGCGCGGCAUAUUCCUGAAUGACCGGCAAAUCCAGCGCCGCCAAUGCAUUGGGAUAUUGGCAGCAUGGGCCGCCUGUGUUAUGUGCACGAUCUAUCCUACUACACUCCAUUAUCGAGGCGACUCAGCGUGCCCGAACCCCGGCAUGAUCGACAAUUUGAACCUCAAUACCCUCAUCCGUCGCUAGAUGCCAACCUCUGCCCGGGCAUUGUGCACGCCUCACGGGCGUGAUGCAUUCUUCCUUGCGCAAAGCGCUCGUUGUCUGCGCUGGGCCACAAGCGCUGACUGGAACGCCUUGCUAGUGUUACCCCUGCCUUUCGACAAUCAAGUGCCGGCAGUUUACUGGCUCCAGUUCCUCGACGCACUCAGAUACGCC